Molecule: messenger RNA, 2018 nt
Organism: Andrographis paniculata
Lineage: Eukaryota; Viridiplantae; Streptophyta; Magnoliopsida; Lamiales; Acanthaceae
Exons: 11
Coding region: 323-1528 (401 amino acids)
Source: RefSeq, a predicted model, not a curated record
CCCCCUCCGUUCUCCUCUCUUCUUUCUUGCUCUUUUCGUCUUUAUUUCUUCUUCUUCCUUUGUCUCCUGGUUCGUCUUCUUCUUCUUCGUCGUCGUCGUCUUCUUCUUCGUGUUUUUCUUCACUGACGGGCUAUCCUCCGCCCUACACCCCCGAACCUCGCACCGCCUCACUGUCUUCGGCCGUCGACCGCGCUCCACCGCUGCCUGCAGACGUCCUCAAACGCGAACCCUAGGUUUUCCUGUGUGUGAUACCCGCCAUUGAGGGACAACAUACUUUUGGGCAGAAGUCUAAGCGUCGAUCCAAGCUUGCUGCAUAAUAGUAAUGGCAAGAACCAACCGUGAAAGACAAUCUGUAUUGCAAGAGGUUGGAGGUUCACCACUCCGACGGGUCACAAGAGCCCUAGCACGUAGCAGCCCCAAGACAACCAAUCACCCGGAGGUUAGUGCACCCUCUCCACCAAAGCAAGUUGGUCCUAAACGGAUGACGACUAGACGCAAGGGUGCCCAUGUCUCACCUCUUUUGGACCGCUUAAAAUCAAUUACAGAAGAGUGGGAGAGAGAGCGGGAUGCUCGGACAGCAGCAAGGGCAGAUGCAUCCUCCAUUCGACGUCCUUUAUUGCAGGAUUCACAGGAGCCAGAGCAGACGGUGAUCGGCGAUGUGAUUGAUGAUGAUACGAUAGGCCCUACGCAGGGGAUGGAAACAACUGGCCCCAUUACAUUGGGAAUAAACUAUGCACCGGUGGCUGAAAUCGAAGAACCUCCGGAAAUGGAUGAUGAUGAUCUCACCCAGAGGGAUGAACCAGCUGAGACGGAAGAAACUAAGAGGGGGCGGGGAGCGGCCAAGAUGCCUCGUGAAUGGGGUGGGGACACCCCAAUGACUGUGUUUAUGGCCAGGGAUGGCAGAAGCAUCAUCGGACCAGAUGUGAAGGAUUACAAAAGUGGAGUUGGAGUCAUCGCCAGAAAUGGGAUGCGUCUUCCAUUACGGUAUUCGAGUUUCCAAGCAAUUCCCGAACAACUGCGGCAAGGUCCAUGGAUUGAGAUAUGUGUCGUUAUGGCUGACCUGAAGGAUGUCUGGUGCCAUUGGAAAUGCAUCAUAAAGUCCACAUACUUCGCACCACACCAGAAUGACGAUGAAGCAUUGAAGAAAGUCCCCACCGAUCGGAAUGCCGCUGAAGAAUGGCCGUUGCUUGUCCAAUAUUGGAAGGAUGAGAAGGUUAAGGAUAUUGCAAGGAGAAAUACCAAUAACUUCAUCAAAAGAAAGUUUCCGCACAGGACUGGCCGGAAACCAUUCACAGCGUUGGCGGAUGAGAUAAAGGCAACAGGGAAAGAGCCUGAUAAUUUGGAAAUUUGGAUGUCGUCUCGCACGAAUGGACGUGGUGGUGAUGAUGAGAUGACUGAUGAUAUUUUGUGUUCUAGCCGCACAGAUGGAAGGUCAGAGACCCCGGGGACUGAUGUCCUUACGCCGUUGACAAUCGGGGUAUCGUAUUCUUCUCAUAUCUCGUGGUUUCGAAAAACGCGUUGUUGGUGAGGGGAUGUUGCUAUCCGACCCUAACCCAGGUGACACUGUUGACAUAGUAAGGGUUUUUGUUACAUCUGCUACUGUUCCAAAGGCUGCGCUUAUUCUACGGACAACCUCUGGAGCACAAAAACUCGGUGAGGUUGUCCGCGCCGAGCCAAUCGACUGGACAUUUAAAGAUGUACGCAACCACAUUUACAAGAUUUUCUAUUGGAUUACAACUUAACCAUCUCACAAAUAAAUUCUUAUAUAAUUUUGCACAAUGCUGGCAACUUGUUCGUCGCCCGUAACUACGGUGUACGGCCACUUUGAUGGUGCAUGGGGCGUUGCAGCAUGGCACGUGAUUCUACGAUGAUUGACGUUUGUUUGUGGAUUGAUGCUAACUGAGUCCUUUAUGUUGGUUGAACUUGCUGUCCCUGCUACAUUUUGUGUGUUUGUUGCUACGCUUUUCCAUAUAUGUUAGGCUAUAUUGUGAAAUAUUUAUGUUUCUACACAGUGCGUA